UGCUGUCAUCCCAUAGCAUAAACUAAACAAAAGUCAUCUUUUAUAUCGUUCUGCAAAAUUACUUCCAAUGAGAUAUCAAAAUAAAAAUAUUCAAUUUUGUAGCAUAUUCGAGAAGAAUGAAUCGUUUAAAAUGUCUACCGACGAAUCUAUCGCUCACAAGAAGUCAAUCUGUUUGUGCCCCAUGUAACAAUCCGAUGCAUUUAAUAUGUUUUAAACAAUGGACAUCGGAAAUGGUGGAUGACAUUAUAUCGAGUGCAAUUAAUCUAAAAUUUUCUCUUUGGGAUACACACUUUAAAAAACUGAACGUUUUAAAAAAUGCCAAAGUGAUGUUAUUGCAAGAAAUUAAUGAACCAACUCUUAAUUUGGCCGUGUCAAAAGCGGCAUCACUUUUGGGUGCAACUGAUGUCUCGAUAAAUGACAAAUUGAUUUGGGAAUACGAUUAUGUUGGCAGGGUAUUCUCUAUGAUGUGUGAUAUAAUAUUUGUGUCAACAUCGACACAUGGUUGCGUGGCGCGCUUUGCCGAGCAAUCGUCUGUACCAGUCAUGUGCAUCAGGUCGCGCGCCCACGCCAGCCUGCAAGCGCUAGCUACCAUUAUGACUAUUAUAGAAGAAUACGGCUCAAUGAAUUAUCUUAAUGUUGCAUAUAUUGGCACGCCCCAUCCUGUCCUUAACUCAUAUCUUCUGUUGUGUCCAAUGCUAGGGGCCAACUUGAGAUUUAAAUGCUGUUGUGAAAAAUGUCCUGUGAGUCCACUUUUGUACAAAGUUAGUGAAAAUAUGACAGAAAAAAGUCAUACAACAAUGAAGCAGUGUAAACACAAGGAUGAUGUACUAUACCAAGCUUGUGUGGUCAUCGCAGGUCCUGCCACUAACAAUGAAGAGAAAAUAAAAGAAUUUAAGUUUGGAGUUCAGGACAUAAAAAGAUGUAAUAACAUAAGUAAGUGGAUAUUCUUCCACACAUUACCAAGAGGUUCGGAGAUUGAUGACGAGUUAUUUAUGCAUAAUAAUGCAAGAACUUUUAAUGCAUUUAACAACAUGCAAUAUAUUGCCGCAGCAUUGAUGGCUAAAGCUCUACAAGGACAUGUGUUUUGAAUAAACAAUAAUAAAUUUUCUGUUUUAUU
Molecule: messenger RNA, 1117 nt
Organism: Papilio polytes (common Mormon)
Lineage: Eukaryota; Metazoa; Arthropoda; Insecta; Lepidoptera; Papilionidae
Product: ornithine carbamoyltransferase-like
Exons: 7
Coding region: 117-1088 (323 amino acids)
Biological process (GO): L-citrulline biosynthetic process
Cellular component (GO): mitochondrion
Molecular function (GO): amino acid binding; ornithine carbamoyltransferase activity
Source: RefSeq, a predicted model, not a curated record